CGGGGCGCAGCACCGGGGUGAUCAAUGCCCUUGGCGUUCCCCCCGACCCUGGGAUGGUCCUGCCCGGGCGCGAUCAGCUGCCGGAGCCCGGCGCUGCGUCACUCCGCGCCGGGAGAGGGGCUCGGGGCUGCUCCGCCUGCAGCAUGGAGAAAGGACUGGUUGUUACUCAGCUGGAUGUUGAGCCUGGCGAGUGCAUCAAGGUCAAAGGGAAGAUCCAGUCUGAUGCCAAAGGGUUUGCUGUGAAUGUGGGAAAGGACAGCAACACCCUCAUGCUGCAUUUCAACCCUCGCUUCGACUGUCACGGGGAUGUCAACACCAUCGUGUGCAACUCCAAGGAGGAUGGCGUGUGGGGGGAGGAGGACAGGAAGGCCGACUUCCCCUUCCAGCAUGGUGACAAGAUUGAGAUAUGCAUCUCCUUCGAUGAAACUGAGGCCACGGUGAAGCUGCCCGAGGCAGAGUUCAAGUUCCCAAAUCGGCUGGGCAUGGAGAAAAUUGAAUACCUGGCUGUGGAGGGUGACUUCAAAGUCAAAGCCAUAAAGUUCAGCUAACAGCUAUAGCUUGGUUUGUUUUGUUUUCUGCUCCCUGCAUAGUGAAAUAAACCAAAACUUGCAA
Messenger RNA from Passer domesticus (house sparrow), 612 nucleotides. Its product is annotated as 16 kDa beta-galactoside-binding lectin. The coding region runs from base 54 to 548 and encodes 164 amino acids. Lineage: Eukaryota; Metazoa; Chordata; Aves; Passeriformes; Passeridae. The transcript is spliced from 4 exons. Gene Ontology annotation, molecular function: laminin binding; carbohydrate binding. The record is from RefSeq and is a predicted model, not a curated record.